This is a messenger RNA of Fusarium coffeatum, 1047 nucleotides long. RefSeq lists its product as uncharacterized. NCBI's taxonomy places the organism in Eukaryota, Fungi, Ascomycota, Sordariomycetes, Hypocreales, Nectriaceae. Bases 1 to 1047 code for a protein of 348 amino acids. Gene Ontology annotation, cellular component: cytoplasm. The record is from RefSeq and is a predicted model, not a curated record. Gene Ontology annotation, biological process: pantothenate biosynthetic process. The transcript has 3 exons. Gene Ontology annotation, molecular function: 2-dehydropantoate 2-reductase activity.
AUGGCAGACAAUAGUCGUGUUGAUAUUAUCUUCAUUGGCGCUGGCGCCGUCGGUUGUUUCUAUGCUUCGCGACUCCAUCACCCAUCGCAAAACAUCCAUGUUUCUCUUGUAGCGCGCUCAAACUAUGCUGCUAUUGAGAAGGAUGGCGUGAAGCUUCAAACGCGAAGCUUCGGCGACUACACUUUCAACCCAGACGCGGCAUUCCCAUCUAUUGAUGCCGCUGCUGCUGCCAGUUCAUCGGGCGGAAAGCGAGAUUGGCACUAUAUCUUUGUAACAACGAAAGCUCUUCCAGAUAUCAGCGAUGACUCUUCUAUAAUCGAGCCUCUGGUCGGUCCAAAGUCUUGCAUCGUUCUCAUCCAGAACGGUGUCGGCGUGGAAGAGCCCUUCAGGAAACGAUUCCCCAACAACCCCAUCGUCAGUGCUGUUACGGUUAUCAGCGCAGAGCAGACUUCUCCUGGUACAAUUCGCCAGAACCGCUGGACACGUAUCAGUAUUGGACCUUACACAGAUGGCCUGGCCUCGCAAGACUCGGAGCUAGGUCGCCGCGGAACAGAGUCAACUGAGGCGCUGCACCGUUGGUGGUCAGACCUAGGCGGUAUCAAAGACGUGGAUCCUCAUGAUGAAGUCGGUCUUCAGACUGUGCGAUGGCAUAAGCUCUGUAUCAACGCAGCUAUGAACCCUUCAGCUGUUCUUUCCGGAGGUCGCGGCAACGCGGAUAUGGUCGCAGAUGACGAACUGCAGCGACAUCUAUCCGGCGUGAUGCACGAGAUCCGCGAUGCCGUGCCAAAGAUCUUGGGUCGACCUUUCCCGGAUAGUAUGGCCAAACCGGAGAAGAUCAUCGAGAGUACGGCGCGCAAUAAGGGUGCCAGGCCAAGUAUGUUGCUGGACUGGGAAGCUGGCAAGCCGCUCGAGCUCGAGGUGAUCUUGGGCAAUCCCGUGAGAAUCGCAAGGGCCAGAGGUGUUGAGAUGCCGAGAUUACAGAGCUUGUAUGCCCUCUUAAGAUCUGCCCAAGCCAUGAGAAAACAAGACAUCAAGGGCAAGCUGUAA